Nymphalis io (European peacock) is the source of this 15108-nucleotide messenger RNA. It is a transcript of the gene Vps13D, whose product is annotated as intermembrane lipid transfer protein Vps13D. The record is from RefSeq and is a predicted model, not a curated record. Bases 226 to 12951 code for a protein of 4241 amino acids. Gene Ontology annotation, biological process: mitochondrion organization; protein targeting to vacuole; protein retention in Golgi apparatus. Gene Ontology annotation, cellular component: extrinsic component of membrane. Lineage: Eukaryota; Metazoa; Arthropoda; Insecta; Lepidoptera; Nymphalidae. The transcript is spliced from 69 exons.
UCAAAAUUUGGGAAAAAUAUAUCAAAAACAGAUGUAAAGAAAAAUCUUUAUAGCUGUUAAGUGACGAUGUGCUUCAUCUACGACAGUAAUAAUAGAUAUUCUAAUUUAUUAAAGACUAAAAAUUGUGUUUCAUAUAUGUUUUGCCAAUAAUUCUCCCCGUAUCCCAAUUAUUAUUCGUGAAAGUGCGCGCUAUUGUUAAAAAAGAAGUAAAGUUGACCAUGCACGAUGUUGGAAGGUCUUGUAGCUUGGGUAUUGAACAACUAUCUCGGAAAGUAUGUGGAAAACUUGAACACCGAUCAGCUGAGCGUCGCUCUGCUGUCUGGCAAAGUAGAAUUAGAAAACCUUCCCCUAAAGAAAGAUGCCUUGAGAUACCUGGGUCUUCCAAUCGAGAUAAAAGCUGGCUUUAUAGGCAAAGUUCAGCUGCAUGUCCCGGUGCGUCAAAUACGGUCUGCACCAUGGGUUAUUGCCAUCGAAAAGUUAUAUCUAGUGGCAACUCCUGUUAACUUAGAUGAGUGGGACAGCGCAGUCGAGGCGACAAUCGCUCACGAGCGCAAGAUGGCGCUGCUGGACGCAUUGGAGGCGCAGUGGCGCGCCGAGCACGAGGCCAACGACGCCGGAUACUACGCCACCUCCUACUCCUCCUGGCUCAGCUACGGCACCGGCCUGCUCGCCAAUAUCGUCGAAAAUCUUCAGCUGAAGUUAAACGACGUACACAUUCGCUACGAGGACGCGCUGACGUGCCCGGGCCGCGCGUUCGCGUGCGGGCUGGCGGUGGAGUCGCUGGCGGCGGAGUCGUGCGACGCGGGCUGGCGCCGCGGGUUCACUCCGCUCGACGACCCCUGCUCUUUCAAGCUGCUUGAGUUGAACAACCUCGCGCUCUACUGGGAUCCCAUGCCGGUGCCCGCUGGCAUGAUGGCCGACUGCACGCUGGCCGAACUAACCGAGCGUAUGCGCGCCACGUGGUCGGGAGCGCAUCGCUACAUGCUGGCGCCGACCACGGCCAGCGCGCGCGUGCGCCGCGAGCGCUGCGAGCUGCCGCUGCGGGACCGCAACCGCCCGCGCCUCGCCUGCCAUCUCACACUCGACUCGGUGCAGAUGCGGCUCACGUCGAGGCAGUACAGCGAGCUGGCGGGCUGCGCGCGCGGCCUGGAGCGCGUGGCGCGCCUGCGCGAGCUGCGCGCGCUGCGGCCCGAGCGCGGCGUGCGCGGCCACGCGCGCGACUGGUGGCGCUACGCCGUCAGGGCGCACCUGCCGCACCACACGUGGCUGGAGGCGCGGCCGACGUGGGCGCAGUGCGCGGGCCGGGCGCGGCUCGUGCGCGAGUACGUGGACACGUGCCUGCAGGUGCUCAGCCAGCCCGCCGCCACGCUGCCGCCGGAGCGCCAGGCCGCCAAGGACGACUUCGAGUGGCGUACGCCGCUGCACGUGCUCAAGGCGCUGCGGGAGGUGGCGAUACGCAAAGUUCCCGUGUCAACCCCGGUGUCGACUCCGGAGCAGUCGAGCUCGGGUCGCAGUGUCCUGGUGCGCUGGUUCCCGCAGUGGUGGGGUUGGUACGCGGCUCCGCCCCCUAACGAGCCCCGUCCCCCGAGUCCAACCACCCUCAACGCUCCCACUGCUAGUGCGGCCACCGACGCGACGGCCACCUCUCGAUUAGAAGAUGAAAUUCUCGACGUCAUCGCCGACUCGCUCGACGACAACACAUUACUGAGACGAGACGCUCUUUUCGGACUCUUCGAAUUCACCCUGUCAAAGGGGUCGCUGGACCUGUGCACCGACGCCGACGAAAACGCCAGCUCGGCGGAGGGCGAGGGCCUGGAGCUGCAGUUCAGCACGGUGUGCGUGCGCGUGGAGUCGCGGCCGCGCGCGGGCGCGCACGCGCUGCACGUGUCGCUGGGCGGCGUGUGCCUGCGCGACCGCGUCACGCCGCGCACGCUGUUCCCCGUGCUGGUGGCGCCGCAGGGCCUCAUCCGCGACGGGCUGAGCGCGGCGGGCCGGCGCGACCCGCACUACGCGCCGCAGCCGCCGCCCGCCAGCGACGAGCCGCUCUUCGAGCUGACCUACGAGAAGCGCCCCGCCGGAGUCAACUGCGACUACAAGCUGCGCGUGCGGUCGAGCUCGCUGGAGGUGGUGUGGUGCGCGGCGGCGGCGCGCUGGGCGCGGCUGUGGGCGGCGGCGGGGGCGGGCGCGGGCGCCAUCGCGCACGUGCGCCUGCACACGCGCGCCACGCUGCACCACCACUGGGACCGCCUGCUGCACCACACGCGCCGCCCGACCGAGCGUCGCUCGUGGCAAGUCGAGCUGGACAUAUCGGCGCCGCAGAUCCUUUUCGUGGAGGACCUGUGCGAUCGCGACGCGUCGGUCCUCGUCGUUGACUUCGGACGCUUGAAGCUGGCCAACGCCAGCUUGCCCGAAGACACUAGUACCAGUACCCUGAAACAACAGUCUCUCGACGACGAUGAAGAGAUGUUCAUGACGCCGUGCUCGACGCCGCCCGGCAGCCUGCUGUCGCCCGCCUCGCCGCCCGCGUCGCCGCCGCCGCCGCCAGCGCUGCACCAACACCUGCGCACCAGCCUCUACGACCGGUACAAAAUCGAGCUCAGCGAUCUGCAAAUCCUGGUGGGUCGAGCGCGCGACAACUGGAAGUACGCGCACACCAAGACAACGUCCGCUCUGCAUCUGCUCGAUCGCUUCAGCAUCUCGCUGCAGGCGGAGCGGCGCGUGGUGGCCACGUCGGAGCCGCAGUACCCGCGCCUGGCGCUGUGCGGCUCGCUGCCGGCGCUCGUGGCGCACCUCAGCGAGCACAAGCUGAGCGCCGUGCGCGCCGUGCUGGCCAGCGCCACGCGCGCGCACCACGCCUGCGAGCCCGACGCGUCGCCAAAUCAAGAGGGCAUCCAGGAAGAGGAGGAGGAGGACGGCAAUGACAACUCCGAGACGGAGUUCUCAGAUUUCUCCUUGAAUCAAAACGCGACCCUGCUCAUGCUACAGUUCGCCAUCGAUCAGAUGUCUCUCGAGGUGCAGUCGCGCGGGCGCAGCAUCGCGGAGGUGCAGGUGUGCGGCGUGCGCGCGGCGCUGGGCGUGCGCGCGGCCGACACGUCGCUGGCGCUGUCCGUGCACUCGCUGCUGCUGGUGGACGCGCUGCAGACCUACGGGCCCGACUUCGAGCUGCUCGUGGCCAGCCAUCGGCACGUCGGGAUGGACACGGCGUCGGGCAGCAUCCGCGGCUCGGAGCCGACGUCGCCGACGUCGCCCGCUUCACCCGACGCGCGCUCGCCGCUGCCGCCGCCCACGCCUCUGGCGCUGCACCGCGCGCUGUACUCUCUUCAUCACGCCACUAAUAAUGCUGAGCCGGGGCGUACGAGUCCGAGCCCGAGCUGGCCGACCGGGCAAAGUUGGAAUACGAGUUACACCUAUGGAACCGCCGGCUCGACGUGGGGAACGAGCUCCUCCGCAUGGGGUCCGGGUGGAACGGGCUGGGGCGCCGAAGGUGCCUCCUGGGGGAACACCAACGGCUGGGGAGCUCCGGGUCUAGUCGACUCCGAGGCUUUGAUAGCCGUGGAGCUCUGUUUCGUCAAAGGUGAAGGAGACUCCGAAGAUUUGAGGAUCGCGAACAUAUUAUUCAAUAACUUGGACGUUAUCGCGAACCAGGAGACCAUAGUGGAGCUGAUCGGGUUCGCGCACCGCGUGUGCGGCGCGCCCCCCCGCGCGCCGCCCGCGCCGCCCGCCGCGCGCGCGCCGCCCGCGCCGCCCGCGAAUGUUGUUCGCCAGCGACGCGUGCGCACGGAGAUCACGUUUGACUUUCACCGUCUGGGCGUACUCCUGCUGCGUGCGGGCGUGCGGGACGGCGCCGUGGUGGCCAGCAAGAUCGCCACCGCCACCGUUGGCGACGCGCGCAUCCAGGCCACGCUCGUGGACGGUGACCGAAUCGAGGUGGGGGGUUCCCUGGGUGGAGUCCAGGUGGUGUCACUGUCGGAGCGAGCGGGCGUACACACGCGUGUGCUGUCCGCUGGCCGAGCACCCGCCGUGCCCGCGCACCAUGCGCACCAUGUGCACCGACCGCCUCGCCCGCCCUCGCACUCCAACAGCGAUGAGAAGGCGUUGCUUUUCUCCAUAUCCAGGACUAUAAGACCCGCGACACCGCAAGAUUCAAAAGUAUGCACAGGGGGUGCGGUCGAGGAGGCGGAGGUGGUGGAGGUGCAGGUGUCGGUGCGUGUGGCCAGCGUGUGGUACACGCACUCGGGCCCGCUGCUGCGCGAGCUGCAGUCUUGCGUGGCGGAGUUCCAGCAGUACCUCGCCAACCUGGCGCGUUCCAUCCGCGCCGCUGCUGCCGAUAUGGCCAUUGGCCUCGUGCAUCCGAGAGGCGACACGCUGUAUGCUAACCCUCGUCUGUCGCAGUCGGUCGAAGGAGUCUCGCCGAGAAGACGCACUACAAGCGUAGGCUGUUCGCUCGAUGAGCCCGAUCGUGACUCACGGCAGAUCUCCCUUAGCGUCAGCGUAGAGCUGGAGUCGCCCGUGGUGGUGGUGCCCCGCGCGGCUCGCAGCGCGCAGGUGUUCGUGGCGCACCUCGGCCGCAUGAGCCUCGCCAACCGGCCCGGCGCGCCCAGCGACACGAUGUACCGCGUGCGCGUGCGCGACAUAUCGCUGGUCUCCCUGGACGUGAGCGAUAAACUUCGCAAACGAAACAUGUCGACGGUGACGGAUAACUUAGCCGACAUCUACGAUGUGUCGUGCGGCCUGCCCGUACUGCACGACACCGCGCUGCAGCUGACCGUGACCUUCUGCGAGCUGGACGACGGCCCGAGGUGCACGGUGGACGGCAAGGUGGUGGACGGGCUGCACGUGACGGCCAGUCGGGAGCAGUACGAGCAGCUGCUGGAGACGCUGCAGUGGCUCGGCGACUCGGCCGACGCGACGGACGGUGCCUCGCCUGCCGCCCCGCCCCCGCCCCCGCACGAGGUGCCGCUAGUCUGUUUGCUUUAUAUUUGGCCCAUUUUAAAAAUCAUUUAUUGGAACGAAGUUCUUUUACGCGACUUACAACCUUUCUCAACAGCUCAUUAUUCUAAAUCGAAUUUAAUUAUUUUAUGCAAUAAGGGGCGCUCGUUAGUGCUAAAUGAUAUAACGUGUACGACUCAGACGAGCUCGAUGGUGGAGCCGGCCGUGCCCACGCUGCGCCUGGACCCGCAGCUGCGCGCCGCCGUGCUGGCCGUGCCGCCGCCCUCGCCGCCGCCCGCCGCGCCGCACACGCCGCUCGUCGUGACGUUCGAGCUGUCCACGUUUACGGUGGAGCUGCGCGCCGACGUGGGCGCCGGCGAGCGCAGCCUCGUGGCGCUCACCUUCAGAGAGUUCUCGCUGCGCCGCGACCGACUGCAUCCGCACGAGUCCACGUUGCAGGUGUCUCUCCACUCCAUCACGAUGGAGGACCUGACGAAGGACCCCGAGUCGAAGCACCGCAUGCUGAUGGUGUCGCACACGCCGCCCGUGCCGCCCAAGGCCGUGUUCGUGUCCAAGUCGUGCCCCGACUUCGUGACGGCGUUCCCGCACGAGCCGAGCUCGUCGCUGCGCAAGCGCCCGCUGUUCUCGUCGCUGCCCGCGGAGCUCAACGUGGCAGAGCGGCUGGCGGAUCGAGAGUAUAAGCGCAGCAAAGAGGAAGAAAAGCAAGAGCGUCACUGUCCUACGCCUCCGAGCUCACCGGAACGCGGCGCGGGUAUCCCGGGUGUGUUGGUGGGCCCGGCGCACGAUAAUCUCGUUUGGGUGUCGGUGCACACUCGACACCCCGCUCACCCGCACUUCCACGACGUCUACAAGAAGGUGGCAAAAGUGACCAAGGUGGAAUUUAACUGCCUGAAAUUAGUUUUGAGUAUCGACAGCUGGGUGGCAGUGCUCGAUUUCUUCGGUAUCGCGGGCGAGGAGUCGGAGCAUCAACCUCCCGCGGCGGAGUCGAAUCAAUCAAAUUCGACCUCGGAAAAUGUCAGCGAGACGGUCAGCACGGACGCGGGCGCGACGGAGACCGAGAUGAACGUGCGCUCGCUGUCGGUGGUGGUGGUGGGCGCGCGCGGCGACGCGUGCCGCGCGCUGGUGUCGCGCGUGCGCGUGCGCGUGCGGGACGAGGCGCGCGCCGCCGCCCGCGACGUGCGCGCCACGCUGGGCGCGCUGGCGCUGGCCGACCUGGCGCCGCGCGCCGGGCUCUGGCGGGAGCGCCUGCGCAUGCGCACCGCGCACGCGCUCGACGUACAUUACAGGAGGUUGAGUGCCGCGGAGGCGGCCGCUUCGGGGUACGAGACGAGUCUCUCGCUGGAGAUGGGCCCCGUGACGUACGUGCACACGCGCCGCUUCGUGCUCGAGCUGCAGGCUUUCGCUCGUGAUUUCAGUUUGUUGCGGCGCGUUAUCGCGCAGGCUAGACAAAAGGUGACGAGUUCGUCACGCGAUGCCACUCAGCUGCAGCGCAUGCACCUGCGCGUGCGCUGCGAGGCGCCCGUCAUCGUGUUGCCGGUGUCGGGCCGCAGUCGCUCCGCGCUGGCCGCCGAGCUGCAGCUGCUGCUCAUCGACAACCGCUUCCGUCGCGCCGGCGACCCCGACACCGUCAGCAAGCUCGUCGACCCGACCAUAGCGGAGCGCGAGGUGCUGGACGUGCGCUCGGUGCGCGCGGAGGGGCUGUCGCUGUGGUGCGCGCGCGCGGCGGGCGGCGCCGGCGAGCGCUGCGUGCGCCGCCGCGGCGCGCCGCUGCUGCCCGCGCCCACCGCGCUCGCGCUGCAGCUCGAGCGGAACUGCUGCGCCUCGCACAACGUGCCGGAGCUGACGGUGCAGGGGCGCCUGGCGACGCUGCGGCUGUCGCUGGACGCGGCGCAGUACCGGCUGGUGCGCGGCGUGCUGGCGCACAACCUGGCGGAGCCGUGCGACGAGUUGCUGCCGCAGGCGGCCGCCCCGCCCGCGCCGGCGCCCGUGUGGCGCACGUGGUCGCUGCAGCUGGACCUGCAGGACGUGUGCGUGGAGCUCCGCGGGCCGCGCAACGCUCCGCCUCUCGCCUGCAUCAACUUCAUCAAGUCGCGACUAGUUCUGGAGGCCUACUCUGACCUCGCGCAGGAUAUCGACCUAGUAUCGCAGGAGAUCCUGGUGAGCGACACGCGCUACGCGGCCGAGCCCGCCAACCGGCGCGGCAACGUGUUCAGCCACAUCGUGCAGCCCAUGCCCGACCACCGCCACAGCGUGCAGGCCGAGGUGCACGCCAGGAAACGGCAAGACUCAUCGGCGUAUACGAUACUCAUCAACAACAUGCGCCUGAUGGCGAUUCUGGACUGGUGGGAGGCGGCUAAUCAGUUCAUCAUGCAGCCGCCGCCGCCGGCAGCCGAUCCCGACCUGCAACAUCUGGAGGACGCCGCAGACGGUGCGGAGGGAGCCGCGCCGCCCGCCGCAGAGGGCGCCGUCGAGCUCAAGCUGAACAUUACCGACUCGCAGCUCGUGCUGGUGGAGGACGCCUCGCUGUGGGACACCAACGCCGUCAUACUAAAGAGCACGACCGUGAUCACGUACCGGCCGGCGGAUGCGGCGCGGCCCGUGCUGUGCGAGCUCAACGAGCUGGAGGUGUACUCGUGCGUGCUGGGCCUGGAGGAGGAGACGGCGCUGUCCAUCGUGGAGCCCGCCGCGCUGCACGCCGCGCUGCGCAGCGACGCCGUGCUGCACAUCGCCAUGGGCACGUUGAACCUGCGCCUCUCCUACCACGACAUGCGAAUGUUUGCGUCCAUGUUGCAAUCGCUCCCUGCGCAGGCGAGGGCCGCUCUCUCAGGUAAAUCCCCGGAGGAGUCGGGCGGGGCGCCCGCCAACAGCGUGCACAUGCGCAGCGCGGCCGAGCGCGUGUGCGCGGCGCGCCCGCGCUGGCCGCGCGCCGCGCCCGCCGCGCGCGCGCCCGCGCCGGCGCCGCCCUCUUUCUGGCCUCUGCGCGCCGUGCAGGUCGACGCGGAGUGCGUGACGCUGUGCGUCAUAGACGACUGCUUGGACUCCGACGUGCCGCUUCUGGAAGUGUCGUUGAACGAGUUACAUGUGGAACAAGAUUUGCGCAAAGUGGAGGAUUCGUUCGAGGACCCGCUGCUCGUGUCGACCCCGUCGAGUGGUGCCGGCACAGUGGUGGUGGCGGGUGAGAGUGGAGGCCGAGUGGGAGCGGGGGGUGGCCGAUUGCGCGCGCAGCUUAGCGCCGACUACUACAACCGCAUACUCUCCGGGUGGGAACCCGUCAUCGAGCCGUGGAGGUUCGAGAGUCGCUGGGAGUACACGCUGUCGAGCGGGCUGUCGCUGGCGCGCGUGCAGCUCGACGUGCGCUCGGCCGACGCGCUGGACACCAACCUCACGUCCGCGCUCGUGGACCUCGUGCGACUCGUGCGCACCAACUGGACCACCGACUACUACGCGCCACAGACGGCGACGUCGGAGCAGUCUCCCAAGAGUAGCCCGGCCGGACACCGUCGGCGAUCACCCUUCGUUCCCUACGCGCUCCGCAACCUCACCGGACAACGUCUGUGGUUCACUACACUCACGACCGCCUCGGACGAGGUGCGCGAGUGCGGCGCGGGCGAGCGGCGCGGGCCGGACGACUCGUGGGUGUGCGUGCGCGCGGGCGACACGGAGCCGUUCUCGUUCGGCGCGCGGCGCGGGCGCGCUCGCGACGCGCCGCACGCGCCCGCGCCGCUGCACCGCCUCGUGCUCAGCGUGGACGGCUGGGCGCCGCCCGACCCCGUGUGCGUCGACCGCGUCGGCGUCUUCUUCCGGCACAUCUCGCACGCGAAGUCCGGGACGGAGGCGCGCCUGGUGCUGGAGGUGUCGCUGGAGGGCUCGGCGCGCAAGCUGGUGACGGUGCGGUCGGCGCUGCAGCUGAUCAACAAGCUUCCGCACCCCGUGGAGCUGCGACUCGACCGCGCGCCCGCCGCCUCGUCCGGCCCGUGGAGCGGCGGCGGCGCCCGCAGCGCGCAGGUGGCGGCGGGCGCGCGCUGGGCGGUGCCGCUGGCGGCGCGCGCGGGCGCGGUGUGGGCGCGGCCGCUGGUGCGCGCGCAGACGGCGCCGGCGCCCGUGCUGGCGCCCGCCGCCGUGGACUGGCGCGCCGCCGCGUCGACGGCCGAGCGCGCCCUGCUGCACAUCGAGUGUCGCGCGCCGCACGACUAUGUCUAUAGGUUCUGCUGCGCGAUAGUCCGCGAGCGGUUCCCGCCGGACCGCGGUGAACUGCUGGCCGGACACACGCUGACGCUGGUCCCGGCACUGCGGCUGGAAAACCUGCUGCCGCUGGAGCUGCAGUACCGCGCUGACCACGUCUCCGGCACGCUGGCGCCCGCCGGCACGCAGCCCUUCCAUCAGGUGAACGUUGAAGACGGGGUGGAGCUGUCCGUUAAACUAGAAGGCUUCGCCUGGUCGACUGCGCUGAGCGUGGGCGGUGCCGUUAGUGCGGGAUCGUUCUCUGCGCGUCUGAAGCUGCGCGAUCUGCGGGGGCGCAGAUUAUAUCUCAAUGCGAGAGUGACCGUCAAGAAAACCGACGGAAUUAAGGUGUCGGUGUCGGCGGCGUACUGGCUGGUGAACCGCACGGGGCUGCCGCUCGUGUUCCGCGCGGAGGGUGGAGGCGAGGCGGCGGGGCAGUUCGCGGAGCACGAGCUGGCGCGCAUGGUGGCGCCGCUGCCCUUCGCCUUCGCCGACGGCGACGGGCCCACGGUCAGCGCGCGGCUGGGCUCCGGCCUGGCCGCCUCCGCCGAGUGGUGCUCGCCGUUCGGGCUGGGCCCCGGCGUGACGGUGAAGCGCCUGGAGAGCCGCGGCGGAGAGGGCGAGCGCUCGUUCGCGGUGGGCGUGUCGGUGCGCUCGGGCCGCGGCCGCUACCGGCGCACCAACAUCGUCACGCUCACCCCGCGCUACCAGCUGCACAACAACACGCCGCACUGCCUGCAGUUCGCGCAGAAGUGCACCGCGACGACGCUCAACGACCCCGGCGCGAUAGCGACUCACGUGUCGGCGGUGGCGGGCUGCUACCUGCCGUGGCACUGGGCGCGCUGGGACCGCGAGCAGCUGCUGUGCGUGCGCGUGCUGGCCGAGCCCGCGCCGCAGCCCGCCCGCACGCGCGCGCUCACGGCCUGGUCCGGCGGGUUCCGCAUCGACGCCGCCCGGAGCCUGCACGUGGCCUGCAGGGAGAGCGGCGGCUCGUACCAGCUGCUGCGCGUGGAGGUGGUGGCGCAGGGCGCGGCGCUGCUGGUGGUGCUGAGCGCGACGCGUGCGGAGCCUCCUCCGCUGCGCAUCGACAACUUCUCACCCGUCGCCAUCAUGUUCCACCAGGUGGGCUGCACGGAGGAGUGCGUGGUGGGCGCGGGGGCGCGCGCGCGCUGGGCGCUGCCGGAGCCCGAGGGCGCGAGCGCGCUGGCGCUGCGCGCGCCGGGCGGCCCGCGCCUGGCGCUGCCGCUGGGCGCGCUGCACGCCGACCACACGCUGCUCUACCAGAACUUCAUAUACGUGGCCUUCGCCGCCACCGCCGCCGGCGCCGGCCUCGCCGGUGACAGCGCGCAAGAGGGUGGCGCGGGUGAGGACGAGGGUGUUCUAGUUCUCGAGGUGCCUCUGGGCUCGACUCGCGUGCAGUUGGCGCGGAAGCGCUACGGAGACAGGAGUCAGCUGUGGCGUCGCGGGCCGGGCUCGCAGCUGCUGCACGAGGGCAGCUCGCCGCCGCAACCCACCGACGCACUGAGCGACGACUGCACGCUGUCGCCGCACGCGAUGGUGCUGGACAUCGAGGAGGCGGCGCCGCGGCCGGGCCGCGCGGCGGCGCUCGUGCUGCGGCGCGCCGACCCGCGCCGCGCGUCCACGCAGGCGUGGCGCCUCGUGCCCGCCGCGCGCGCCGCCCGCGCCGCGCGCAUGGCCUGCGCGCACGCCAACCUGUGCGUGCAGCCCGAGGGCGGGCUGCUGGGGCUCGUGCCCGAAUUCAAUUCCACGCAUGUUAAACUGCCAAAAAAAUUGAAUUGUUUUGGCACAGAAAACGUGUUAAAGUUACCUUCAAACAAAACUGAAACAAACCCGUGUCGUCCGGAGUGUCGUGUGACGUGUGCGGUGGUGUGCGCAGGCGGGCGCGUGGUGCUGGGCCUGUCGGGUCCGUGGACGGCCCCCGUGCCGGCCGAGCACGCCCUGCAGUGGCGCACGCUGCGGCCCGGCUCCGGCCGACUCACCGUGACGCUCGACGCCGACGGGCCGACGAGACUCGUGCGCAUUCGGGACCAGGCGGACCCCGAGCGCGCGAGCGUGGAGGCGAGCUCGCGCGAGGAGGAGUCGUCGCGCGAGUGGGGGCUGUCGGUGUCGCUGGCGAGCGUGUCGCUGUCGCUGGUGGCUCGCUGGCCGCCCGCCGAGCUGCUGUUCGCGCAGUUCACGCGCGUGCGCCUCACCGCCGCGCGCGCCCCCAGCAGCGCACACCUCGCGCUGUCCGUGGACUCCAUGCAAUGGGACAACCAGUUGACGAGCACGCCGAGCCCGGUGCUGCUGCACUGCCUGGACGACGGCGCGUCGGUGCCGGCACUGCAUGUGUCGAUGGAGCUGACGUCGGCUCCGCCGCAUUACAACGCGGUGUACUUCACGCACCUCAUCGUGGCCCUGCGGCCCGUCGCCGUGCGAUUGGACGAGAGACUGAUCCUGCUGGUGUGGUCGUGGGUGGAGGGCGGCGGUGAGGCCCCGGAGGGUGUAGAGGUGGCAGAGGAGCCCGACGAGGCGGAAUACGAGACCCGGCGCGUUCUGCACGAGCUCACCGCGCUGCACGCAACGAGAUACUACUUCGCGCUUAUCAAGAUAAUACCGAGUCAGAUCCGCCUGUCGAUGUUCACGGCCAACAAGCUGGAGGGCGAGCUGAGCGCGCUGAAGCGCCGGCUCGGGCUCACGUUCAUCCGCUUCGAGGACGCGGCCGUGGAGCUGGAGCCCUUCGUGCGCGCGCACGCCUUCGACAGCGCCGCCGGCCUCGCGCGCCAGCUGCUGCGGCACUUCAAGGACGAGUUGAAAUGGCAAGCGGCAAAGAUAUUGGGGUCAGUUGACUUCCUCGGUAAUCCUCUGGGCUUCGUGGCGGACGUGUCCGAAGGAGUAUCGGGAUUACUGCUCGAGGGAAACGUCGGAGCGCUGCUCAAAAAUGUCACCCAUGGAAUAUCUAACUCUGCCGCCAAAGUCACAGAAACGUUGGGAGACGGCCUGGAGCGCGUCGUGGGCGACGAGGCGCACGAGGAGACGCGGCGCCGCAUCCGCUCGGCCGCCGCCGGCGCGCACCUCGCCGCCGGCUUCCGCGGGCUCGGCCUCGGCAUACUGGGCGGCAUGACCUCGCUGGUGAAGCACAGCUACGAGGGCGCGGCGGCCGAGGGCAUGGCGGGCUUCCUGGCCGGCGUGGGCAAGGGGCUCGUGGGCACCGUCACCAAGCCCGUGAUCGGCGUGCUGGACCUGGCGGCGGAGACGGCGGCGGCGCUGCGCGAGACGUCGCGGCGCGCGGGCGGAGCCCCCCGGCGCGCGCGCGCCCCGCGGCUGGCGGCGGGCGGCGCGGGCGGCGCGGGGGGCGCGGCGCCGCUGCCGCGCUACUGCCCCGCGCUGGCGGAGGGCGCGGCGCUGCUGCUGGCGCUGCCGGCGCGCGAGCCCGACGAGCGCUUCCUGGCGUACCGCACGGUGCGCGACACGCCGCACGACAUCCGCGCGCUGCUGUCCGACACGUACCUGCGCAUCGUCACGUGCAAGCACGGCCAGCCGCAGGUCGUGAUGGAGACGCACCUCAGCAACCUGGUGUCGUGCACGGCGGUGCUGGCGGAGGGCGCGUGGCUGGUGGAGCUGGGCGUGCGCGGCGCGGGCGCGGGCGAGGCGCUGCGGCGGCCGCGCGUGCAGUGCGACAGCGCCGAGCUGGCGGGCUGGCUGGCGCGCCACGCCGCCGCCGCGCGGCAGCUGCACCACGACCGCCGCCACACGCUGCUGCCGCACGCCGACCUGUAGGUCGCGAGGAGCUCCUCCUGACAUGUCCGCUGCCGGUGAUGUUCAUGGCGCUUCGGGCGUAUUAUUUUCUAUACGCACACCUGUGAUGCCAACUUCCUUGUAAAUACUACUCUAUUCGAUGCGUACAUAUGAUGUAAUGCGUACAAUAUUAUUAUAUUAUACUAUGUAUACCUGUGGCUCCUCCGUUCAAUGUACUAACUAACUAACUAGUCCUAUUCUAUUCUACCCUCGACGACGUCGAGACUUGUUUACGUAGAACUAAAACAUUUGACUGACUUUUUUUAAGAAGGAUUGUGUGGUAUCUUAGGCCGAUUGAGUACGGAUCUAUUGCUCUGAUGUAUAAUUGUGUAUGUAUAGGUAGAUAUCCUGUUACGCUUAAUUCGAUUUCCUAAAAGUAAAUGUAUGUAUGUAUGAAUGUAUAUCAAAAAAUAUUUUUAUAGUCUUAGUAUUGAAGUAGAGGACGCGCAACGCGCCAUCGCAAUAUCGCACCAAACUAUUUAUUUAUAUUAUAUUCGUAGGUAAUGUGACUUAUGAUAAGUGGAACAAUCAUUAAUUUAAUCUUGUGUCCUUUCGUGAGCAACGAAAAACGUAUGACUCGAUCACAAUGUCACCAGAAGUCGUCGUGCGAUCAGGCCCCGCGACGGAUAGAUUACUUUUAUUUAUUACACUAAUUAUAGUUAAUUUAUAACUGACAUUUAAUUUAUAUUGUUCGACUGUUCAUAGCAUCUUAUGAAUACAAUAGCAAUUCCAUGUUUAUUAUUGAAGUUUUAGGUAACCUAAUAGUCGGGGCACAUGUUCCUCCUCUUAAAUUAUUUAGUUAAGUUUUGGAUGUUCUGGCUGUAUCGGUGUAAAAAUGAGAGAACAUCGCACGUGUGAGAGUAAUUAAUAUACGAAUGAUAUGCAGUGAGUAUGUUUAUCAAAACGAUAAGGCUGUGCUUAGUGCGGUGUACGGGGAGCAGUACGGGUGUAGUUAAUUUAAUAAUAAAGUAAUAGAUAUAUUAGGGCAGCAUUCAGCUCUAUUUGUAACAGUUGAAGUUUUACUGAUUAUAUUCUUACGUCAUACAGACAUUUGUGUGUUUUCUCUGCGGCGACCGCGGCUCCUAGUCCGUUAGAAAUGCAACAAAAUGCAACGCACUAAAGCUGCCAACAUUGUCUAUAAUAUUCACUAAAGCCGACACUGAUGCGCACAACCUCUAAACUAUUUUUAAAGAAUUAAAACUUGCUAUCUCAUUUAGUCCCUCAAAUAGAAAAGGGACCGCAUCAAUUUUAGUUCCGUGAAAUUAAUUUAGCCGAUAGAUUGUGUACGUCAUAUGAUUAUCAAAAAUAUUACUUGAAACAAUUUUCAGAAUAAUCUUAAUUUCUUUUGUUAUAGUAGUUUUUAGUUCAGUUUGUACAUCACACUGGUAGAUGUUUGUAGUGUCGUCGCCGUACAGUAGAUACGUAAAUAUAUGCAUAAAUUGUAUUUCAAUAAAGCAAUAUUUGUUCCUUAAAUUAGUUCAAAUGUUGAAUAUUUAAUCAAAGCUAUUAAAAACGAUGCAAUAAUAUCGAUAAUAUUUUAUUUUUUUCGGAUCGAUCCUCUUAAAAGUAUUCUUAUCGCAGUAUUGGAUUUUUCAUACAUUUGACGAUGAAUUAAAUAAUUUAAUGUUAAUCUGUCUCGCACACAAGUUAUGCAAAUAUAAAUAAAAUAAUAUUUUAUUCAGAUUUUUAUUUUAUAAUGAAAGUAACAUUUAUUUAUAGUUUUAUUGGGACCUGGUUGUAACGAAUAUUGAAUAUUAUAUUAAGUUCAAUGAAUAAAAUUGUACUUAGUUUUUAUGUAUUUUAUUUUUUAAUCAUUGGUAAUAAAUAAAUGUUCCAUAAAUACGUUUGUCUAAUGCUGAGCGUUCUGGUAUAUAGUAAAAAAUACUAUUUAACCCACUGCUGGACAAGAGCCUCUCGUCCUCGUAAAAAUGCUCAGAUAGCAUACCACCACGUUGCCCCACUAUCUUUCGUCGAGUUGCUAUGUAUUUUUUUUAUGUUACAUAAAUAUAAUAUAUUUUGCGUAAUCGCUCAGCAUUGGAUAUAAAUUUAGUGUGCGGUCUACGUUUUAUUUAGUGUAAUCAAUUGACUGGGGAUAUUAAACAAUAUGUAUUACCUUCUCUAAGCUAAUUGACAAAUAUA